GACCAGCCAGCAGCAUAACGAACCAGCAAAAGCAAACAACUGCUGCAAAUUUACGCAUUUUAAACGUUAUUUGAAUGUAAAUCGAGUGCAAAUUGUUAUCUAAACAUUCUUUAAGAACAUAAUAUACGCGUAUCGAGCCAAUAUGGAAGAUAUUUUCCACUGGUGCCGCGAGGGCAACUCAAUUCAAGUGCGCCUCUGGCUGGAUGAAACCGAGCAUGACAUGAAUUUGGGUGAUGAUCAUGGCUUCAGUCCGCUGCAUUGGGUGGCAAAAGAGGGACAUGCCAAGCUAGUGGAGACGCUGCUGCAGCGCGGCGCACGCGUCAAUGCCACCAACAUGGGUGACGACAUUCCCCUGCAUCUGGCCGCCGCCCACGGUCAUCGCGACGUGGUUCAAAUGUUGCUGCGCGAACGCUCCGAUGUGAAUGCUGUGAAUGAGCAUGGGAAUACACCGUUGCAUUACGCCUGCUUCUGGGGCUACGAUAUGAUCUGUGAGGAUCUGCUUAGCGCCGGCGCGUUGGUCAGCAUUGCCAACAAGGAUGGGCAUACGCCGGUGGACAAGGCCAAGCCCAGUUUGGGCAAACGCAUACAGGAUCUGGCUGAGAAGAGCGGGCAGGAAAUGAAGGUCAUCAGUUUCAAGGAGCAGAGCUGGUUGGGCAUGAAAACACGCUCAAGAGACGCCACCUUAUCCCGUUUCAAGGGCAUCAGCAUGGGGGAUCUGGACUUGCACACGAAGGUCUCCGUGACGCCAUCGGGUGAAACGUGGCGCGGUCGCUGGCAGAAGAACGAUGUCAUAGCUAAGAUUCUGGCGGUGCGUCAGUGCACGUCGCGCAUGUCACGAGACUUUAACGAGGAGUUUCCCAAGCUGCGCAUCUUCUCGCAUCCCAACAUAUUGCCCAUCAUCGGUGCCUGCAACUCGCCACCCAAUCUGGUUGUCAUAAGUCAAUUCAUGCCACGUUCAUCGCUGUUCAAUUUGUUGCAUGGAGCUUCGGGUGUCGUUGUGGACACCAGUCAGGCGGUGCACUUUGCCUUGGGCAUUGCACGUGGCAUGGCAUAUCUGCAUUCUCUGGAACGGAUUAUACCCACUUAUCAUUUGAAUAGUCAUCAUGUGAUGAUCGAUGAUGAUCUUACGGCGAGGAUUAGUAUGGGCGAUGCCAAGUUUUCGUUCCAGGAGAAGGGACGCAUCUAUCAGCCCGCUUGGAUGUCGCCGGAAGCGUUGCAACGCAAGCCAAGCGAUCGCAAUUGGGAGGCAUCCGAUAUGUGGAGCUUUGCGAUCAUCAUUUGGGAGCUGACCACACGCGAGGUGCCCUUCGCCGAAUGGUCGCCCAUGGAGUGCGGCAUGAAGAUUGCCCUCGAGGGAUUGCGUGUUAAAAUACCGCCAGGAACGUCUUCGCAUAUGGCCAAACUAAUCUCGAUCUGCAUGAAUGAGGAUUCGGGCAAGCGGCCCAAAUUCGAUAUGGUUGUGCCCAUUCUGGAGAAGAUGAAGCGCUAAUCGUAGCCCUGCCUUGAAAAUGAGUAAAAAGCGUUGCCUUUUUUCUCGCGAAUGCAUCGAAAUUACGAAGCCAAAAUGUGCCUGUUUACAAAAGUGUGUAGCUUAAAAAAGAAAAGAAGAAAAAUUUAAAAAAGAGGAGCAGCUAAAGGACUUGCUCGUUCCGUGUGUUUGCCAACUAAUAAUAACUAUUACUUUUGUGUUAACUGACAGAAAACUUAACUGAAUCUAACUGAAACCGCACGUGCCUAAAAACAAGAGUUUUUUCAAAUAAUAACGUUCUUUUUACAGGAAAAGCUUUCUCUCUUUUUGUGUAGUAUUUAUAUUUUCAUCCUGAUUAUGUUUUGUUUGAUGUUUAGACGGUGCUCGAUUUUGUAUAUGUUUUAAGUUGAAAUAUAUAUAUAUACAUACAUACAUGAAUAGUUUAAGCUUUUGAAGUACGUAUUUAUACAGCAUAUAUUUGUUACUAAUGAUUAAAAGAAAUUUGUGUACCUUUAAAACAAAA
This is a messenger RNA of Drosophila grimshawi, 1991 nucleotides long. RefSeq names its product integrin-linked protein kinase (gene Ilk). Lineage: Eukaryota; Metazoa; Arthropoda; Insecta; Diptera; Drosophilidae. Gene Ontology annotation, cellular component: stress fiber; focal adhesion. The transcript is spliced from 5 exons. Gene Ontology annotation, molecular function: protein binding; ATP binding; protein kinase activity. Gene Ontology annotation, biological process: protein phosphorylation; cell-matrix adhesion; substrate adhesion-dependent cell spreading. Bases 143 to 1489 code for a protein of 448 amino acids. The record is from RefSeq and is a predicted model, not a curated record.